UGCUGCUCUGUGCCUCAGGCAAUCCCCUCUGAGCAGGCUGGGCCUGGCCGGCUCCGUGUGGGGAGCUGAGCCCACAGUGAGCACUGGGAGGGCUGUGCACGUCCCCACGGCCUGGGGCCGAGCCCUGGCCCCUUCCAGGAGAGCUAGCCCGAGUCCCAGGCAGCCCUGGCCUCAUCCAGGGGUCCCCACCAGCAAAGGCUGCCUGCUGCUUGCCCCAUGCUUUUUCUGUGAGCUGGAUGUGGGCACAGGGCUGAGCUGGUGGCAGCGGGGCUGGCCCCGUGCCACCCAACCUGCCUUGCAUGUCACCAGCACUGCCGUGCUGUGCCCCUGGAGCUGAGCAGGAUGAAACUGUUCAUGCAGCACAAGGCAGAGCUCGGUCCCAGCACCCCAGUGAGGUUAUUGCUGUCCCAGUUAACACCAGUUGCAUGCAGGCAGCAGCAACCUCAAAACACAAACAGCACACAAACCCUCCGAAAGGAGACGCAGAGACCUUCACAUGCCACUCCAGAGGUGUUCCCAUACACACCAGUUGGCUUUGGAGCAGCAGUGCAGCAGGAGGCUCUGUCGGUGGUGAGCGACGACCAGUCCCUGUUCGACCCCACGUACGGCGCGGCCGCGCAGCUCCCCAAGGACAUGACGGCCUCCGGCAGCCCCGACUUCGGGCAGCCCCACAAGAUCAACCCCCUGCCCCCCCAGCAGGAGUGGAUCAACCAGCCCGUGAGGGUCAGUGUCAAGCGGGAGUACGACCACAUGAACGGAUCCAGGGAGUCCCCCGUGGACUGCAGCAUGAACAAGUGUGGGAAGCUGGUGGGAGCAGGCACCGAGUCCAACCCCAUGAGCUACAGCACCUACAUGGAUGAGAAGAACGGGCCUCCCCCCAACAUGACCACCAACGAGAGGAGGGUCAUCGUCCCCGCAGAUCCCACCCUCUGGACCCAGGAGCACGUGCGCCAGUGGCUGGAGUGGGCAAUCAAGGAGUACGGCUUGAUGGAGAUCGACACCACCAUCUUCCAGAACAUGGAUGGCAAAGAGCUCUGCAAAAUGAACAAGGACGACUUCCUGCGCACCACCUCCCCCUACAACACAGAAAUUCUGCUGUCUCACCUCAGUUACCUCAGGGAAAGUAGCUCACUGCUGGUCUACAACACUCCAUCCCACACAGAUUCCUCACGGCUUGCCACCAAAGAAGGCCCUCCCGUCGCAGGGACGCAAAAUGUGAAUAAGACAACGGAACAGCAGCGGCCCCAGCCAGAUCCCUACCAAAUCCUGGGGCCUACCAGCAGCCGUCUUGCCAAUCCAGGGAGCGGGCAGAUCCAGCUGUGGCAGUUCCUGCUGGAGCUGCUGUCGGACAGCUCCAACGCCAGCUGCAUCACCUGGGAAGGCACCAACGGCGAGUUCAAGAUGACGGACCCCGACGAGGUGGCGCGGCGCUGGGGUGAGAGGAAGAGCAAACCCAACAUGAAUUACGACAAGCUGAGCCGGGCGCUGCGAUACUACUACGACAAGAACAUUAUGACCAAAGUGCACGGCAAGAGGUAUGCCUACAAAUUUGACUUUCACGGCAUCGCCCAGGCCCUGCAACCCCACCCCACCGAGUCCUCCAUGUACAAGUACCCAUCGGAUCUGUCCUACAUGCCGUCCUACCAUGCCCACCAGCAGAAGGUGAACUUUGUGCCCCCACACCCCUCCUCCAUGCCUGUCACAUCAUCCAGUUUCUUUGGAGCGGCCUCCCCCUAUUGGACCUCCCCUGCAGGAAGCAUUUACCCCAACCCCAACGUGCCCCGCCACCCCAACGCCCACGUCACACCACACUUGGGCAGCUAUUACUAAAUGCUUUGAUCUGCCAGUGGCCUUGAGCAGUCUGUUUGAACUUUUUCUUUACUCCUGGGAUUUGUAUGGUUUUUGGGGGGACCCUUGAUGGAUAAUUGUGGCCUUUCUGGGGAAGAAUUAAAACUGGAUUUUUGUUAUUCCUGGACCAAACCUUUUACUUUUGUAACUUUGCCUCUUGUGUCUUGAACUGAGAGAUGGAAGCUCCUGUAGGCCAGUACUCUGCAUUUUCCUUGGGGUUUAAGGCUUGUGUCCUCUGUAGGAAGUGACAGUGAAGAUGGUUCACUAUUCCCUGAAAUGAUUAUUAGCUUUUGGAUGAGAGCAAUUUUUAAGGAUUCAAAGGCUUUUGACAAGGCAUAGAUCCAGCAGUGGGUCGUAGGAAAAGAUGACCACAGUGGGGUUUUUCUCACUGGCCAUUUGACCAUUCAGUGGAGGACGUUGGGCUGCAGGGGACCACAACUGGAAUCUUAGCUCUAAGGCAGAGGAGGAUUUUCACCCAACUGGAAAUUAAAUAUAUAUAUAUAUUCAUAUAUAUAUAUAUAUAUGUACAUGUAUAUUUUAAGAAGUAAAGGGCAUUGAAGGAACUUUUCUAGAGUACAACUUCAUUUGACUGUGUGUGAACUCAGCAAGCAGCAGAAACCAGAACAAAGCGUAAGGCAAAGUCAAGCACAGACAUUCCUGGGAAGCAGAAGUGAAGUGAAUAAACGACAGCAGGUCCCUGGCUCUGCCUGAGCCGCGGGGCUCUGGAAGCACCGAUUCGCGAACGCUGUGCGUUUGUCAGACCGUCAAACCAAGGGUCAACAAACCAGAAGGCAAAUUACUGUAUAAAUUAUGCAGAGUUAUUUUUCCCUAUAUCUCACAGUUUUAAAAGAAAGAGUAAAUAAAACGAGUUGACCUCGGUCACAAAUGCAGGUUUGUUUUUUACUAUCAGCUCGGUUGUUUUUUGUUUAUUUUUUUAAUGUAAUUUGUACAUCUUUUCAAUGUGUACAUUUGGGCUGUAGCUUUGUACUUUUUGCUAAAAAAAAACAAAAAUAAAAAAUAAGACAUGAGUAAUGUAUCUGUUGGAGAUAGGCUUAGUCCUGCAAUUGGAUCCAUGACUGACCCCCAAAGUGGCCAGAAACCCUCCAGAUUGCCCUAGGUUUGUCUAGAGGAGAGGAUUUUCUGUAUUAGUCUGGUGUAGCUGUCUGCAAAUUAGCUCCACUUACUCCCAUGUUUGCAUUGAGGCUGAUUGAAAACAGGCCCUAACAUCUCAAGGCAACCAUUGCAAUAUUCUGUGAUCGCUUUUCACCCAAAUCCUGAACUUUGGGAAGAUCCUAACCACUUCAUAGAUAAAAAGACUAAAUACUUCUCUUUUGGAUGGCUUCUGCUGGGGGGUUCUGUGGAAAUCUGACCCCUUCCAGAGCUCUGAGCCAUCCCCAGCUUUGCAGAUGUGAAUGUGACGCUGCACAAGCGGCGGUUUGGUGCCAUAAACAGAGGGUAAACCACAAGCGUUUGGGGUUUGGAACAGAUGUCUGGGGGGUGAAAUUUCCAUGUACAACCCAUUAGCUGACUUGUAUUAAGUGGCAGCCAAUUAACAGGAUCACAACUAUCUAGUCUAGACCAACCCCUGGGACUCUGUGGGGGCGGGAUUUGGUCCAUGUGCAUCCCAUUGCAGGAGGGGAGUCUGAAACCAGAGCAUGGGAGUCUGCUCAGAACGUUAAACACAAGCACUGAUGCCAUUAUUUAACAAAGUGGGAAGAGAAGAUCAAGCUACUACAGUUAGGUCUUAGUGCUUUCAGGGUGUUUUUAAGCAACAUUUCUGCCAUAAUAGCAAAAUUUAAGUAUGAAGGAACUACCCAUGGAAAUGGGGCUUUUGCUACUAUAUAUAUGCAAUGUACUUUUUGGAUAUUAAAAUAUAUAUAAUUUUGCAAGCUAUCUUGGUGGGUUGUUUUUUUUUUUAAUAUGUAUUAAUGUUACAAUGAAACAGUUGUAUGAAGAAGAUGAUGUAAAAAAAAAAAAAGUGACAAAAUAAAUGGUGGUUUUCUUCUCUAA
Molecule: messenger RNA, 3858 nt
Organism: Vidua macroura (Pin-tailed whydah)
Lineage: Eukaryota; Metazoa; Chordata; Aves; Passeriformes; Viduidae
Gene: FLI1
Product: Fli-1 proto-oncogene, ETS transcription factor
Exons: 10
Coding region: 343-1830 (495 amino acids)
Biological process (GO): regulation of transcription by RNA polymerase II; cell differentiation
Cellular component (GO): nucleus
Molecular function (GO): DNA-binding transcription factor activity, RNA polymerase II-specific; sequence-specific DNA binding
Source: RefSeq, a predicted model, not a curated record